Lampris incognitus (smalleye Pacific opah) is the source of this 2613-nucleotide messenger RNA. It is a transcript of the gene fstl5, whose product is annotated as follistatin-like 5. Lineage: Eukaryota; Metazoa; Chordata; Actinopteri; Lampriformes; Lampridae. Gene Ontology annotation, cellular component: plasma membrane; axon. Gene Ontology annotation, biological process: cell-cell adhesion; axon guidance. The record is from RefSeq and is a predicted model, not a curated record. The coding region runs from base 1 to 2268 and encodes 755 amino acids. The transcript is spliced from 12 exons. Gene Ontology annotation, molecular function: protein binding; calcium ion binding.
AUGGAGAGUCACGGGGGAGCUGGAGUCAGAUUCCCUGUAUUUGUAGGCCGACACAUACUUGGCCAAUCAACUGAUGCUGAUUCUGGUUAUUCUGUCCUUCCUAACCACUAUGCUGCCUGUUCCUUCCUCCCAGAUGAUAGCUGCAGACUGAGUGACUACCGCAGACUGAAAGCCAAGAUUCUGGAGCUGCAUGACAAGAGAUACCUGGGGUCUGGCGUCCACAGCAGCCACAAGGACAACAUGGUUGCCAGGAAGCAGCUGGUCAACAUGAUGUUCAAACGCUUCGACGCGGACGACAGCGGACGCGUGGACAGCAGUGAGCUUUCCCAGGUCAUCAAGCAGGAGGGCCUGUCCAAGGACAUCUCCCAGUGCACCCUUUUUGACCUCCUGAAAUACAACGAUGUCAACGACGACGAGCACCUUACCAAGGAGGAGUUCUACACGGCUUUCGAAGUGUUCCUGCUCACCCUUCCAGACGACCAGAAACUCAGCAUCACCACCGUGACGGUGGGCCAGAGCGCCGUGUUGACUUGCGCCAUAGCCGGCGAGCAGCGACCUCCCAUUUUAUGGAAACGCAACAAUCAGCUGCUCAACUCCCUCAACCUGGAGGACAUCAAUGACUUUGGAGAUGAUGGCUCCCUGUACAUCACCAAGGUGACCACCGCCCACAUGGGGAACUACACCUGCCAUGCUGACGGCUAUGAGCAACUGUCACAGAUACACACACUCCAAGUGAAUGUGCCUCCUGUCAUGCGGGUGUACCCGGAGAGCCAAGCCAGGGAGCCGGGUGUGACGGCGAGCCUGCGCUGCCACGCCGAAGGCAUCCCCGGCCCCCACCUGGCCUGGCUGAAGAACGGCGUGGACAUCACCGGCAAGCUGUCUAAGCAGCUCACCCUGCAAGCUAACGGUAGUGAGGUGCACAUCAGCAACGUGCACUUUGAGGACACCGGGGCGUACACCUGCAUCGCCAAGAACGAGGCCGGCGUGGACGAGGACAUCUCCUCGCUGUUUGUGGAGGACUCGGCUCGCAAGACUUUAGCAAACAUUUUGUGGAGGGAGGAAGGUCUUGGGAUCGGGAACAUGUUUUACGUGUUCUAUGACGACGGCGUCAAAGUCAUCCAGCCGGUUGCGUGUGAGAUCCAGAGACACAUCAAACCCAGUGAGAAGCUGCUGGGCCUACAGGAGGAGGUAUGUCCAAUCUUAGCGGGAGAGGCGGUCCAGAGGUGCGUGUGGUCGUCGGCGGUCAACGUGAAGGACAAGUUCAUUUACGUGACACAGCCGACGUUGGGCCGCGUGCUCAUAGUGGACGUCCAGACACAGAAAGCCGUCCAGACGGUCAGUACCGACCCAUUUCCCGUGAAGCUCCACUAUGACAAGUCCCACGACCAGGUUUGGCUGCUGAGCUGGGGCGAUAUGGAGAAAAACCUCCCGACCCUCCAGGUGAUCAAUCAAGCCAGCGGCAGAGUGUCCCACCACACGGUGCACACCCAGCCGGUCGGCCGACGCUUCGACCGUGUGGACGACUUCUUCAUCCCUCCCUCCAGCCUCAUCAUCGUCAACAUCAGAUUCGGCAUCAUCCUGCAUCGGAACGAGCCCACUCUCUACAAAAUCGACCUGGAGACGACGUCCUAUGUAAGGAACAUCAGCUUAAGGGAGUACAACUGCGUCCCCAAGUCCGUGGCCUACACCCACUUGGGCGGCUACUACUUUGUCAACUGCAGGCCCGACUCCACAGGAGCCACCCAACCUCAACUCGUCGUCGACAGCGUGACAGACACUGUGAUUGGCCAGAAUGGUGACGUCACUGGCACGCCUUACGUGUCCCCAGACGGUCACUACCUGAUCACGGUGGACGAUGACGAUGGCCUGAUGAGGAUCCAGACGGUGUCAGAGCGCGGGGAGAUCCGGGAACCGUUCGACAUCCACACCAACCUGCACCUCUCCGACCUGGCGUUCCAGCGCUCCUUCACGGAGGUCCACCAGUAUAACGUGUUCGGCAGCUCCGGCCGCCAGACCGACGCCCUCUUCGUGGAACUGAGCACAGGCAACGUCAAGAUGAUCAAGAGCCUGAAAGAGGCCGCCAAGCGGUCCGAGUGGCCGUGGAGCGGUAGGAACCGGGUCAUGGUCGCCAGCGGACUGUUCGGUCAGUACCUCGUCACCCCAUCCAGAGAAUCACUCUUCAUACUUGACGGACGACUCAACAAGCUGAACUGUGAGAUCACCGAUGUUCUCAAAGGCAAUGUGGUGGCUUGGGUUGGGGAUUCUUAGGCGACGCACCGAGACCCACUGAUCUGAUUUUUUUUUCCUUAAAACAAAAAAAGGUACUGUUGCACUGAAUUUGGUUACAGAUUUUUAAUUUUGUGGUUGCGUGACAGUAAAAUAUCACCGAUUCCAAAACCAAAUUGACCAUUCGUCGUUCCCUCGGAGAGGGAGCCAUCACCCAGAACAAAUCAGAUGAGACAGGAGUAAUUCAUGGGCCCAGCUUAAAGUGUGUUUUAAUUGGAUGGUGCAGAUCUUAGUCAACAAAAGUUACUUGUGGUGUGAUUUUUUUUUCUUUAGCUCACGACGUGCAGGAAAAUUAUGAUUCCUCAACUCAUAUCAGCAACGUUACAG